UCCAGGUUUCCUCACUCAGAAACAUAGCCACAGCCAAACUGAUCCACCCAGCUAGAGAUGGUGAGCCAAAACGAUUCACCAUCCCCUGCUGCAGAACUUAACCCUACAUCAGCUCAGAAGGUCCUAGAGGAAGAAUGGGAGGAGGAGACGGCGGCAAACCGCCACGGAACAUGGUGGUACGCCGCCUUCCACUAUGUCACUGCCAUGGUUGGUGCAGGGGUUCUCAGCUUGCCUUAUGCCAUGUCUUACUUUGGCUGGGGGCCAGGGGUGCUGGUGCUGGUUCUGUCAUGGGGGAUCACCCUCUAUACAUCGUGGCAGCUGAUACAACUGCAUGAGCAUGUGCCCGGGAAGCGGUUCAGCCGGUACCACGAGCUGGGGCAGUAUGCCUUCGGGCCGAAGCUUGGGCUGUGGGUGGUGUUGCCGCAGCAGCUGAUCGUCCAGCUGGGGUGCGACAUCGUGUACAUGGUCACCGGCGGCAAAUCCCUCGAGAAAUUUGCCGAUAUCAUCUCCUCCGGCGCCGGCACCCAGUUCAGGCAGUCCUUCUGGAUUUGCAUAUUUGGAGCAAUCCACGUCUUCCUCUCUCAGCUCCCCAAUUUCGAUUCCGUUGCUGGAGUCUCCCUUGCUGCAGCAAUCAUGUCCAUUGGCUACUCCACUAUAUCAUGGGUGGCGUGCCUGGCGAGGGGACGGCUACCGGACGUGAGCUAUGGUUAUAGGAAAGCCAGUGAGACGGAUGCCAUGUUCAGAGUGUUCAGUGCACUGGGCCAGACAUCGUUCACGUAUGCGGGGCAUGUGGUGCUGCUCGAGGUGCAGGCCACCAUCCCGUCGUCGCCGGAGAAGCCGUCGAAGGUAACCAUGUGGAGGGGCUCGGUCUUUGCCUACCUCGUCGCAGCCGCCUGCUACUUCCCCACGGCCCUCAUCGGCUACUGGGCCUUCGGCCAGGACGUGGACGACAAUGUCCUCAUCUCCCUCGGCCGGCCGGCCCUGCUGGUUGCCGCUGCAAACUUGAUGGUGGUUGUUCAUGUCAUAGGAAGCUACCAGGUUUAUGCAAUGCCUGUUUUUCACAUGAUGGAGACGCUGCUGGUGGAGAAGUUUGGUUUUGCCAAAACUGCGAGGUUGCGCCUCAUUGCUCGCACAACUUACGUUGUCUUGACUUUGCUCGUCGCCGUCACCUUCCCGUUCUUCGCGGAUCUACUGGGCUUCUUUGGGGGACUUGCGUUUGCACCAAACUCUUUCUUUCUUCCGUGCAUAAUCUGGUUGGCGAUCAAGAAGCCAAGAAGGUUCAGUCUCUCGUGGUUGGCGAACUGGGGCUGCAUCGUUCUGGGUUCGAUGGUUGCGUUCGUCUCCAUGAUGGGCGGGCUGAGGAACAUAAUAGUUGAUGCUUCCACCUAUCAUUUCUUUGGGUAGGCUGCCCCUGCUUUCCAUCUCUCAAUUAACGCAUCUCAGAAGAAGAAGACAGGGAGCUCAUGAUUGUUAAAUGCAGAAUUUGAUCAAGAGGGUAUUUCUGUCAUUUCACAAAUAAAUCUUAUUUUCUUUCCGGAAGAAUUAUCUUCCCCAUUCUUUUCUUACACACAUGGAGAGGGGCUCUAUGUGAAUCAUGUUGAACCUGAUCUACUUUUAGUAUAUGUGAGAUGAUAAAAGUAAGGCUGAGCAUGGGGCCUGGGCUACAAAGAAUUUUGUAGAGCUCAAGCUGACUUGAAGUCCUUGCAGGCUGCCUAAGCUCGGGCAACUUAGUUAUUAGA
This is a messenger RNA of Nymphaea colorata (pocket water lily), 1739 nucleotides long. RefSeq names its product lysine histidine transporter-like 6. The record is from RefSeq and is a predicted model, not a curated record. The coding region runs from base 58 to 1404 and encodes 448 amino acids. Lineage: Eukaryota; Viridiplantae; Streptophyta; Magnoliopsida; Nymphaeales; Nymphaeaceae. The transcript has 8 exons. Gene Ontology annotation, cellular component: plasma membrane.